AAGAGCAAGAGUUUGAACAAAAUAAAUUAUCUAUUUAUCUAUCUAUUUACCUAUCGAUUAACUAUUGGUUGUAAACAAAAAUAGUUUGAAACCAUUGACGAAUUCCUCUCUCUCUCUUAUCCUUCCUCCUCAUUUGUUGUGAUUUGUUGUAUGUGUGAAGUGCCACUUGUGUUUCUUUGACUCCCUAUCAAUUAUUCUUAAUAAAUAAAUUCAUAUUGUAGAUUCAAAUAUUGUCUUGUUUUUCUAUUCUUAUAUUAGACAUAUAUUCUUGUUAAUAUUUGUGGAGAAUAAUAUAUUUUAUAGCUAUAUUGUUAUUGAAUUUGAAUUUGUUAUUGUUGCAUUUGUUUUUGGUAGGGAUCAAUGGGAUCUUGCCUCUCAGGAGCUUCUUCAGCUCCUUCUUCUCAAAAUAACACUCAUUAUUAUUAUGAAUCUCCAUAUAAAUUUUAUAACAACAAUACACAUGAUUCGAAUCCGGAAUUGCGGUUGCAUCGAAUUCCUGAAAGAAUAUUUUUGAAUGGUUCAUCUCCUUAUUCAUCCUUGUUUUCUAAACAAGGUAGCAAAGGCAUCAACCAGGAUGCAAUGCUUCUUUGGGAGAAUUUUGGUUCCAUGGAUGACUGCGUAUUUUGUGGUGUAUUUGACGGACAUGGACAAUAUGGACAUGUGGUCGCAAAGAAAGUUAGAGAUGCUUUUCCAUUAAAGAUAAUGAAUGAAUGGAAUUCACAUCGCGGUGGAGAUGGUAACAAGAAUAACGACAACAAUAAUAAUAAAAAUUAUAACCAUUUCAAGAUGAUGAGAGAAUCAUUUGUGAAGGCAUCUAAGUCUAUGGAUAGAGAACUCAAACAACAACAUUCCAUGGAUUCUUAUGGAAGUGGGACAACUGCUGUUAACUUGAUCAAGAAGGGACAAGAACUAGUUAUUGCAAAUGUUGGAGAUUCGAGAGCUGUUUUAGGUACCCGAGAUCCAGAUGGUUCUCUGAUUGCACUUCAACUAACAACUGACCUAAAGCCGAAUCUUCCAAGGGAAGCAGAGAGAAUUAUGAUGUGUAAAGGAAGGGUGUUUGCCCUUGAGAACGAAGGAAUUGCUCGACUUUGGCUUCCCAAUGUUGAUUCCCCGGGGCUAGCUAUGGCACGUGCUUUUGGUGACUUUUGCCUCAAGGACUUUGGACUCAUAUCUAUUCCAGAAGUCUCCUAUCGCCGCCUCACUGACCAGGAUCAGUUUGUAGUCUUAGCCACAGAUGGGAUUUGGGAUGUUAUGUCCAACGAACAAGUUGUGAACAUCGUCGCAUCUGCUCCACGAUCUUCUGCUGCUAAACUACUUGUGGAGUCGGCUGUUCUAGCAUGGAGGACAAAGCUUCCAUCUUCGAAGCCCGAUGAUUGCUCUGCAAUAUGUCUCUUCUUUCAUCCACAGGGAAAUUCUUCACCUAACACUAAUACUAGUAUCGUUACGGGAUCUAGAGAAUCACCCUACAAGACUAAACAAAAGCACCAAUAGCAUAUGAUCUCGGUUUCUUUUCUCAACCCUCACUCUUUUUGUUAAAGAAGGUUGGGAGUUUUUUUAGUUUUUGUUGGUUUUUAUGUCAAUAUUCUUUUCACCAUUAUUCUUUUUUCUGUGUAUAUUUGGUAGAUCAUGUGAACAUUUGUAAAUCCAUGUCUCUUUUUUAAUUUAUAAACACAUUUCCCUUUUGCA
This is a messenger RNA of Trifolium pratense (red clover), 1686 nucleotides long. RefSeq names its product probable protein phosphatase 2C 33. Gene Ontology annotation, biological process: protein dephosphorylation. NCBI's taxonomy places the organism in Eukaryota, Viridiplantae, Streptophyta, Magnoliopsida, Fabales, Fabaceae. The record is from RefSeq and is a predicted model, not a curated record. The coding region runs from base 361 to 1491 and encodes 376 amino acids. Gene Ontology annotation, molecular function: protein serine/threonine phosphatase activity. The transcript is spliced from 4 exons.